This is a messenger RNA of Dentiscutata erythropus, 1195 nucleotides long. Lineage: Eukaryota; Fungi; Glomeromycota; Glomeromycetes; Diversisporales; Gigasporaceae. The record is from the annotation of a GenBank genome assembly.
AUGAGAAGCAUUUAUAUUCAUCUAAAAUCAUUAUUAAUUCUGUUUGCUUUUAUAUUACAAAAUUGUUUAAUAGUUAAUUCACAAUUCGAACCUUUAGCGAGCUUUUGGGGUGUGCCAACCAAACAAAUACCAGAGUUAUUAAAUAGAGAGAAAAAUUUAAUUAUAAUUGACAGUAAAUUACAACUAUUAUUAGAUAAUUCAUCUUUUGGAGGAACAUAUAUAGAUGUAAUAGCCGAUCAAAUAAAUAUUAAUACGGUAGAUCCAUCUAAAAUCGAUGGAGUGAAAAACUCUUUGAAACAAUUUCAAACUCAUUUAAAUUUUAUAAGAGUAAAUAACUCCUUAUCUCAAUUAAAUUUCAACUUUAAUCAAAUAGUUAAAUUGUCGCAAAAUUUUAGUCUAACUAAUAGUAUAAUUGGCAUCGAGCCCGAAGUUAAUGAUGUUGUUAUAUAUUUAGAUGACAAAGAUGAGAAAAACAAAGAAUUUAUUGAUAGUGUUAACUUUUUAAAUCCAAAAAUAAACCCUUUGCCAAAAGAAGAAACUAUAUUUAAUCCAUCAAAUUUAAUUAAAAAGAGACGAAUUAAUCUAAUUCAUCCAAUUGUAUUUGGUGGAAGUAAAAUUGUUGGCUUUUUUCGAUCUAGUCUGACGAAUUGUAGUGCGGGUUUUUGGAUGAAAAAAGAUAAUAAGGAUUUUAUAUUAACCGCAGGACAUUGUACUAGCUCUAUUCCUCCUCCAGCAACAUUUUAUUUAGAAGAUAAGGAACACAUAAUUGGCCCAAUGAAUGAUUUUUCGUUCGAACCAAAUGAUAUGGGUUUUAUCGAACAUUUAGACAAUUCAAUAGUCCAAUUAAGGCCAAUAAUACGAAAUUUCGAUAGCGAAAGUUCAGAAAUCCUAAACUAUUUUGUCAUUGAUAGUUCAGAUAUAACUAGUAUUGGUAUUCAUGUAUGUAAAUCCGGUCAUGUAACAGGUAUUACUUGCGGUAAAGUGAUUGCAAUUAAUGCAGAAAGUAGAACUCAAACUGGAACUAAAAAAGGAGUCUUUAGAGUAUCCAUGAAUUUCGAUAAUGGUGAUAGUGGUGGAGCUAUAUAUCGAUAUAAUAACGGAGAUAAUCCGUCACUUUUUGUAGAUGCCGUCGGUAUAUUUAUAUCUGGAUCGAAUUCUGCAGUAGGAGAACCAAUACGCAAAGCCCUUGACUCUG